This is a messenger RNA of Prorocentrum cordatum, 598 nucleotides long. The record is from the annotation of a GenBank genome assembly. Lineage: Eukaryota; Dinophyceae; Prorocentrales; Prorocentraceae.
GCUGGCCUGGGCUCGCCGUGCCGCUGGCGCCUGGGUGCUGGAGCCCUCCUGCUGCUGGAGAAUGGCGUGGAGACGGUGGACUUGCUGGACUCCCUCGCGAUGUUGCGCAUGUGUCUUGCCCCGCAGGUGGCGCUCUGCCGACGUCGACGGGAGGGACGCCUGCCGCGCAGCCUCCGCUUGCUGGACCUCAUCGUGUUCGGCGUGAUGGGAGUCCACGAAUUGCCGCUCGAGCUUGUGAGGAUCGGCCUGGAGUUGCUGGACUUUGUCUGGACGCGCGCGCUGAUAGUCCACGUAUUCUCGAGCCUACCGAUGCCGCCCUCCCUCGUCCAGUUCCUGGGCCGCGUGGGCCAGUCUUCGGUGCCCGACCUUGGGGUGGCCAUCUUCGCCCGCUUCCUGGGCAACCUGGCCGCAUCUUUUGGGGGCGCGCUCACGGCUGGGCCGCAAUUCAGCGGGACUGGCAACGAGCUUCCUUUUUUGGCGGCCGACAGAGCUGCCCUGGUUGACGGUGCCGCGGCAGGGCCCCAGAACAACGGACCCGUCUUCAGCGACAUGGCGUAUCUCUGGGGGUUCUACGCCGAGGGCUUGCUGGAUAUUCUCU